Messenger RNA from Periophthalmus magnuspinnatus, 5154 nucleotides. It is a transcript of the gene polr1a, whose product is annotated as RNA polymerase I subunit A. Gene Ontology annotation, biological process: DNA-templated transcription. The transcript is spliced from 38 exons. The coding region runs from base 64 to 5130 and encodes 1688 amino acids. The record is from RefSeq and is a predicted model, not a curated record. Gene Ontology annotation, molecular function: DNA-directed RNA polymerase activity; DNA binding. NCBI's taxonomy places the organism in Eukaryota, Metazoa, Chordata, Actinopteri, Gobiiformes, Gobiidae. Gene Ontology annotation, cellular component: RNA polymerase I complex.
UGAGCUUCAGCUAAAGUUAUGAAUUCGUGAAAAUAAAUCGUAUAAACUGCAUAAUUCGUCAUAAUGUUCUUCGGAAAGGAGAUACCAUGGCGUCGUCUGGAGGGCAUGUCAUUUGGCAUGUUUUCUGCAGAAGAAAUGAGGAAGCUAAGUGUGAAAUUAAUCACAAAUUCCAGAUUUCUCGAUAAUGUGGGAAACGUGGCCCUGAACAGCCUCUACGACCUGGCUCUAGGUCCAGCUGACAACAAAGAGGUGUGCUCGACAUGUUGUCAGGACUUUAACAGUUGUCCUGGUCACUUUGGUCAUGUGGAGCUGCCUCUGCCAGUGUACAACCCUCUGUUUUUCGAUAAACUGUACUUCUUGAUCCGAGGCUCCUGUCUGAAGUGUCACCUUUUGACCUGUCCUCGAGCUGCGAUUCACCUCCUCAUGAAACAGCUCCACCUGCUGGACCAUGGGGCACUGCAGGAGGUUUACCACAUUGAACAAGUCCUCACACAGUGUGUGGAGUCAAAUCCCAAAAUCACUGGAGAUGAAAUUGAAAGAGCUUUAAAAGAGUACACAGAUAGAGUCAUCAGUGAGACACUGGUCAACAGCAAACCGAUCAAACAUGUUGUUCAUAUGAAGAUCACUUUGAUAAAUAACUUUUGGAAAGACCACAUGAAAACCAGGACAUGUCCCAACUGCAGGAGAGCGAAAUUUUCAGUGCGUCGUGAACACAACAGUAAACUCAUCAUCAACAUGUCUUCAGCGCAGACUCUGGACAGGACCGAUGAUAUCAUGGCUGGACGGAGGUCUUACUUGACGACGAGUACAGCCCGGGAACAUGUCAUUAAACUGUGGGAGAAAGAAGGUUUUUUCUUGAAGCACCUGUUUUCUGGGAUGGACUUUGACCCUAAAGAAAAUGGCUUUAACCCAGAUAUGUUCUUCCUGGAACUGCUCCUCGUCCCACCCUGCAGAUACCGUCCCAUUAACCGAAUGGGGGAUCAAAUGUUCACAAACGGACAGACUGUGAACAUGCAGGCGGUGAUGAAGGACUGUGAAAGCAUCAGAAAACUACUGGCUCUGAUCGCCGGGAAGAAAAUUGAAAUUGAAGAAGUGGGCCGAGAGCAGCCGGAACAGGUGGAGCAGGUGGAGCAGAUGGAGGCUGCAGACCAGUCCUUUCUUAUGGCUCUCCCGGGUCAAACUCUCACGGAUAAACUGUACAACAUGUGGAUCCGACUGCAGAGCCAUGUCAACAUCGUGUUUGACAGUGAUAUGGACAAACUCAUGACUGAGAAGUACCCAGGGAUCAAACAGAUCUUGGAGAAAAAGGAAGGUCUGUUCCGGAAGCACAUGAUGGGAAAACGUGUGGACUUUGCUGCUCGAUCAGUCAUCUGUCCUGACAUGUACAUCGGCACCAAUGAGAUCGGAAUCCCUAUGGUUUUUGCCACAAAGCUGACCUACCCUCAGCCUGUGACUCCAUGGAAUGUUAAAGAGCUUCGUCAGGCAGUUUUAAAUGGUCCAAAUGUGCAUCCGGGUGCCUCUAUGGUCAUCAAUGAAGAUGGAAGAAAAACUAUAUUAUCUCCAUCAAACAUCAGCCAGAGGGAGGCAGUGGCCAAACAGCUCUUGACCCCAUGUCCCGGGCCUCACAAAAUGCCUAUGAAGAUUGUGAAUCGUCACAUAAAGAACAGAGAUGUGCUGUUAUUGAACCGACAGCCCACACUCCACAGACCCUCCAUACAAGCCCACUGUGCCCGCAUCCUGCCUGGAGAGAAGGUCUUGCGUCUGCACUAUGCGAACUGUAAAGCCUAUAACGCAGACUUUGAUGGAGACGAGAUGAAUGCUCACUUUCCUCAGAGUGAACUCGGCCGAGCUGAAGCCUACACUCUGGUUAGCACCAACCAGCAGUACCUCGUUCCCAAGGAUGGCAAGCCUCUGGCUGGCCUGAUCCAGGACCACAUGGUGUCUGGGACGCGGAUGACUAUUCGAGGCUGUUUCUUCAGCAGAGAUCAGUACACAGAGCUGGUCUAUGGAGGGCUCACUGAUAAACAGGGGAGAGUGAAACUCUUACCACCAGCUAUACUUAAACCACACCCCCUCUGGACUGGGAAACAGGUGGUGUCCACAUUGCUCCUGAAUGUCAUCCCAAAAAAUGCACUUCCUCUGAAUCUGGUCGGAAAAUCCAAGAUCCCGAGUAAAGCCUGGAUCCAGGACCCACCCAGGGCCUGUCCCGGAUACAGACCAGAGACCAUGUGCGAGUCACAGGUGGUGAUACGUGAGGGCGAGUUGCUGGUUGGAGUCCUGGAUAAGGCACACUAUGGCUCUUCUGCCUAUGGUCUGGUGCACUGCUGUUAUGAGCUCUAUGGAGGAAAGACUAGUGGAAAACUGCUCAGCUGUUUGGCCCGACUCUUCACCGCAUAUCUACAGCUCUACAGAGGAUUCACUCUGGGUGUGGAGGACAUUUUGGUGAAGCCAGGAGCCAACAAACAACGGAAAAAGAUCAUUAAACAGUCUCUCAAGAUUGGGACCAAAGCUCUCCAGGCAGCGUUUAACCUCCCCUCUGAUGUGGAGCUGGCGGAGGCUCAGAGCAAGUGGCAGGAUGCUCACCUGAACCCCGACCAGAGAGACUUCAGUUUGGCCGAUCACAAGUUUAAAGAGGUGGCCAACCAGGUCAACAAUGACAUCAACAAGGUCUGUAUGCCCAUCGGACUGCACAGGUCUUUCCCCGACAACAACCUGCAGCUCAUGGUCCAGUCUGGAGCCAAAGGGUCCACAGUCAACACUAUGCAGAUCUCCUGUCUGUUGGGUCAGAUUGAGUUGGAGGGGCGACGGCCUCCCCUGAUGCCUUCUGGGAAAUCUCUACCAUGUUUUCAGCCGUACGACUCCUCACCCGAAGCCGGAGGGUUUGUGUCGGGAAGAUUCCUCACGGGCAUCAAACCACAGGAAUUCUUCUUCCAUUGUAUGGCUGGGAGAGAGGGGCUGGUUGACACUGCUGUAAAAACCUCCAGAUCUGGAUAUUUACAAAGAUGUGUGAUCAAACAUCUGGAAGGGCUGGUGGUGCAGUAUGACCUCACAGUGAGAGACAGCGAUGGAUCUGUGGUUCAGUUCCUUUAUGGAGAAGACGGCCUCGACAUCCCAAAGACACAGUUCCUUCAGCCCAGACAGUUCCCAUUUGUCGAGGAGAACUACGAGGUCAUAAGAAAAUCCCAAGGUCUGGAUGAAGUCCUAUCUCGAUUGGAUCCUGAAGCUGCCAGACAACACUUUGCAGCAAUUCAGCAAUGGAAAAACAAGCAAGAAACUGUCAAUCCUAGACAAGGUGCAUUCUUGGUGUUCUCACAGAAGAAACUGGCCAAACUCAAAGAAUCAAUACAAAUGGGUGAAAUCGUCAAUGGCCGAGAUACGCCAACUUUACAGUUGGUGGAGCAGUGGCGUGUCCUAGAUAUCCAAAGCAGAUCCAAGUUUGGCAGAAAAGUUUUCCGAUGUCCAGAACCAGUGCUGGGAUUGUUGAGGCCGGACGUGAGCUUUGGAUCAGUGUCUGAAAACUUCAACGAUAUCACCGAGAAAUAUCUGAGCAGCCGAACUAACCUGAAUGAACACAGCAAGGACAACCUUCGUCAUCUUUUACAGUACAAAUGGCAGCGUGCUCUGUGUGAUCCUGGAGAGGCUGUGGGGCUGCUCGCGGCUCAGUCCAUCGGGGAACCCUCCACUCAGAUGACUCUCAACACAUUUCACUUUGCUGGAAGAGGAGAGAUGAACGUCACGCUGGGAAUACCUCGAUUGAGGGAGAUCCUUAUGGUUGCCAGUUCCAACAUAAAGACUCCCAUGAUGAGUGUCCCAGUCCUGUGCACGAGAAAAGCCCACAAGAAAGCCAAGAUUCUGAGGAAAAUGCUCACACGCGUCUACCUGGCCGAGGUAUUGCAGAAAGUGGAUGUGGUGGAGUCAUUGCGAAUCGCUGGACCUUACAACAAAAUGCGGACAUUCAAAGUUACCUUUCACUUCUUGUCGCCUGAGUGUUACAGUGAUGAUAAAAUUUUGACCCCACACCAGAUUCUGCGCUACAUGGAGACAAGGUUUUUCCGACUUCUCACUGAUGCCAUAAAGAAACACAGUGCCAAACUAGCCUCCAUCUCUGUGGAAACAAGAAAGGCAACUCUCAAAGACAAAGACAAUGAAGGAGAGGGACUAAAUGGCUCUGCAGCGUUGGAUGAGGGCAAUGGAGAUGAGGAGCAGGACAUCGUGGACGACAAAGAAAAUGAAGGAGAUACGGAUGCCACUGACGCUAAACACAAAGACAAACAGGAAGAAGAGGUUGACUAUGACAGCGACGAGCAGGCUGUGGAGGAGGCAGAUGAACCCGAAGAGGACGAUGAAACUCAGUCGAAGGACGAGACGAUGUGUGAAGAGGAGAACCCCACAGCGCCCCCUGUCACCAGACUGAGGAAGCUGAAGCGUAGUAAAGUUAAACCUGCGGCCGAGAUCAUGGAUGAGAUGAGAGUGAAUGCUGUGCUAGUGUCGAGUCCUUCCAUAGAGGGAUACAGAUACGACCAUGUCAACGAGCUCUGGUGUGAGGUGGACGUGGCAUUACCGGUGACCAAGGUGCACUUUGACCUCACCAGUGUCGUGUCGUCUUUGGCCAAAAGUGCCAUUGUCAUUGAAACAAAGGGUUUGACGCGCUGCCUCCUGAGCGAAGUCACCACAAAGAAUGGAGAGAAAGAGACUGUACUGAACACAGAGGGAAUCAACAUGCAUGAGCUGUUCAAGUACUGUGAUAUCCUGGACCUGAAACGUCUUUACUGUAAUGAGGUCCACGCAAUGGCCGGCACCUACGGCAUUGAAGUUGGUCUGAAAGUCAUCGAGAAGGAGAUCAAGGAUGUGUUUGCCGUCUAUGGUAUUGAAGUGGACCCACGGCACCUGUCUCUUGUGGCAGACUACAUGUGUUUUGAGGGAGUGUACAAACCUCUGAACAGACAUGCCAUGCAGUCCAACUCCUCCCCUCUGCAGCAGAUGACCUUUGAAACCAGCUUCAAAUUCCUCAAGCAGGCCACAAUGCUUGGUACUCGUGAUGAGCUGGUGUCACCAUCUGCUUGUCUUGUUGUUGGAAAAGUUGUGAAAGGAGGAACUGGAAUCUUUGAACUGAAACAACCUCUUCAAUAAACCACACAUUUAAAAUCCAAACCA